GUUUCGCAUCGGCCUUGUAGUCGGCAAGUCUCGAGCCUUCAGCCGUGCCUAGGCUAGUGCUGUCCCCACAGCCGCAAGACGACACCUCGACGUCCAUGGCCGCGUCUUGCUGCAGCAAGACGCCGGCCAGCGAACUGCUGGCCAAGCCAGCGUUGGGGCUACCUCCCCGCCCUACCACAGCCAGCGUAAAUCCUGUCAAAUCCACUGCGACCGUCACGCGCGCACGUACCCAAAGUCUCCCAACUGUCGGUGAGCACUUUCUGGGCAAGGACAGCCCGUGGAUGCAGCAGGCCGUAGACCGCGGGCUUUUCCGCCGCUUUGAGGAGGUCAGCAACGAAGUCUCGAGACUGAGACGCAUCCAGAACAUGGACGUCUUCUCCUCCGAUGCGGGCGAUGUGGCUGAACCUCAUCCAGAGCUCGCACAAGUGCAGACAGAGCUCAGCCGUGCGAGACGCCGCUCCGUCCGCAUCCGCGAGGACCAAAAACACAUGAUUCAACAGCUCGAGGCCCAGCAGGACCGAGGGGUGAUCAAGAAAUAUCUGGCUAUGGCCACAGGCUCUGCUGGUAACCAGAAGAGAAAGACUGAGGAACUCAAGAAGAAACUGGGCCACCACAUGGCUGAGGCUAUGCGUGCAGACGCCGAUCUCCAGAGGCUCGAGCGACGCUCCAGUUCCCUUGUGGACGACUGGAAGCGCCGCUCGUCGUUCUCUAGUAGUCGCAGCUACUCCGUCCAACCCGAGGGCGAGGAAGACGUGGAGAGGCGUGAGGAAGACGACGUGUGCUUUGAUGACGAUGACGACCUGGACGUCGCUGAGAGGCUGGAGCAGCUCGAGAGGGAGAAGCAGAGACUACUGGGUCUCUUGCUCCGGGCACUGCGGCUCCCAGACGCUCUGCAGAUGCACACAAAUGUAGCCAUGUACGCCUCCGAGGUGCAGUCCUGUGAGUCCAUUGAGAAGCAGCUUGACCGCGCCACGGGGCUCUAUCACCAAGCUCUGCAGCUGCUGCGUAUGGCCAUGGCCACUGUCGUGUCCUCUCAGUACUCAGGAUCUGUCAAGGAUUUUGCCAACGGCCCGUUCGCUCUCACAGUCGAGGCUGGUCAGCUCAUGGAGGCUGCAAACAUCGGCAUCCAGCCUGAAGCUCAUCGUAGAUAUCGCCAAUUCGCCUCCGAGCUUCAGAAUUUGCGACUCCCCAAGUUUCCCCAGAUCGUCAGCGACUAUGUGCGUCGUGCACGAACCAAUUUCGACCCUCGCAGUGCAUUGGCUCGAGAAGCUGUGAGGAGGCUCCCAGCGUGUGAAAACACUAUGGUGAUGACGCACAAAAUCGUGAUCGAGAAGCUGGAGCUGCUGGGCCGGUGGAAACGCACAGUGGAGCAGGACCAGACGCACGCUGAGGUCUCGCAGCGUCGUCUAGAGACGCAUCUACAACAACGUUUGGCAGUUUUGGCUCGGUCCGUCUCGGUCUGAAGUCAGCUCACUUCACGUGAAACGACGCAUGCAACAAGAUUCUGGAUGCGAUGUCUUAAGAGGGAGGGAGAUUCAGGAAUCAAAAUGCUCUCACAUCUGUUUAGUCGCCCGUACGCAUAAAUUAUGAUCAACUU
This is a messenger RNA of Phytophthora infestans T30-4, 1597 nucleotides long. RefSeq lists its product as uncharacterized. Lineage: Eukaryota; Oomycota; Peronosporomycetes; Peronosporales; Peronosporaceae. The record is from RefSeq and is a predicted model, not a curated record. The transcript has a single exon. The coding region runs from base 96 to 1463 and encodes 455 amino acids.